AAUCAGUUAGCGAUUAUUUAAACUUGAGUUAACUAGCAAAAAUGAAGUUAGCAGCCACUAUAUUAAUUUGCAUUGUAAUUUCUCUCGAUGGAGCUUCAAUCGAAAGCCAACUUUUUGCUGAGAAGUUUUUGGUUCGUUUCAAUUAUAUGACAGAUAGUAGAACGAACAAUCAACAACCAUCAGCGUUGAAAAAAUCUCCAAGCAGCAUGCAAACAGCCAUAAAGGACUAUCAAAGAGACAAUGGAUUGGUGGUAACCGGAGAUUUGUCCAGAGAAACCUUGGAGCUUAUGAGCCUACCUAGAUGUGGUAAUACAAGAUCCGAUAAUAUAUAUGAUGCCAUUGCUAGUAAGAGACGCCGCCGUCGUAGAUAUGCUUUCUCGAGUACAAAGUGGAAUUCUGAUUUUCUUACAUAUCGUGUCAGUCCGUUCACAAAUGACCUUAGCAAAAGUCAGGUUUUGUCAGCAAUAGAAAAGGGAUUCAAGAUAUGGUCCGAUCAUUCUAUGUUAAAGUUUAAGAGGGUAGAAUAUAAAGCCAACUUGGAGCUCUCGUUCUAUAAGGGAAGUCACCAAGAUGGCUAUGCUUUUGAUGGUAAGGGAGGCGUUCUUGCUCACGCUUUCUACCCCCGAACUGGUCUUAUUCAUUUCGAUGAUGAUGAAUUAUGGAGUACCAGUAACAAUGAUAUCCUACUCUCUCAAGUAGCAGCCCACGAAAUUGGCCAUGGACUUGGUCUGAAACAUUCGUCAGAUAAAAAUGCGAUCAUGUACGCCUCAUAUAAAUAUAAGGGAGCGAAUUUUAAUAUAGAAACAGAUGAUAGGAAAGGCAUUGAGGAAUUGUACGGAUGUAACCCUACAAAAAAAUGCUAUAAAGAAGGAAAACCAAAGAAAGGAGAUAGCUGCUUCUCCCCUAAAGGUCUAGUAAGGACUUCUAAGAAUGAAACAAAAUUUAUGAAAGAUAUCGAUAUUGGAGACCUUGUUCAAUCAGAAAAUGGUUUUAGUAAAGUGAUUGGCUGGCUCCAUAGAGAUGAAGAGAAACUUGAAAAAUUUUUUGUUUUAAAAAAUGAAUUAGGUUUAAAUUUAAAAGUCACUGGUGAACACUUGAUAGCAAUUGAAAAAGAUGGUCAAAUUCAAUAUCAAAGAGCAUAUGAAACAACCAAAAGAGAUUUUUUAAUAAAUAUUGAUGAAUUUGGUAGAAAAUCAAGACAAAAAAUCACUGAAAUAGAUGUAAUUGAGGAAAAAGGCAUUUAUGCUCCCUUGACUGAUGAUGGAACUAUCGUAGUAGAUAGUAACCUAGCAUCUUGUUAUGCUGUUGUUAAUAGUCAUCAAAUAGGUCAUUUGGUAUUUACUCCUUUGAGAUGGAUGUCAAAUUGGACAAGCGCUUUUCCACUUGAACACUCGGCUGAAUUAAUAACAAAAUAUCUUGGUCCAGUUGCUGAAUUCCUGGGAAUGUUCUCUUAAUAAAAAUUGACUCAAAAUAAUCUCUUUCAUCCUUUUUGAUAUUCUAUAAUUCUACGUAUUAGACAAAAAAACAUCUUGAACGUUGUUUAUCAGUCUCUGGCCCGGAAAUUUUAAUACAAAUUUCAUUAAUGAAAUUAUUUGUAAACAUAUAGAUAAAUAAAUAGAAUUUUCAAUUCUGUAUUAUUUACUAAAGACGACAAUCUG
Dimorphilus gyrociliatus is the source of this 1658-nucleotide messenger RNA. The record is from the annotation of a GenBank genome assembly. Lineage: Eukaryota; Metazoa; Annelida; Polychaeta; Dinophilidae.